AUGACAAAGGACGGCCUUAAGAAACCCAACUACUUCGGAUCACUGACCCAAGCAUCUACCGUUUGCCUUGGGUCAUCUCUGGAGGGAGACGUUUACAUCCCGAUGAAGGAUGUCUUACCAAUGGUCCAUCCUGAUGACAUCGUUUUUGACGGCUGGGAUAUUUCAUCUCUUAACCUGGCCGAAGCUAUGGAACGAGCUCGUGUGCUGGACUUUGACCUACAGAGACAGCUCAGGCCUUACAUGGAGAACCUGAAGCCCCGACCUUCCAUCUACGACAAAGACUUUAUCGCAUCCAACCAGGAGUCCAGGGCCGACAAUAUCAUCCCUGGAACCAAGAAUGAGCAAAUGGAGCAAAUCAGGAAAGACAUCCGGGACUUCAAGAUGAAAACGGGAGUAGACAAAGUUAUUGUUCUGUGGACUGCUAACACCGAAAGGUUCUGUGAUGUUAAACCUGGACUGAACGACAAUGCUGAUAAUCUCAUGAAAUCCAUUAAGAUGAACAAUCCUGAGAUCUCGCCUUCCACUCUCUUUGCUGUAGCCAGUAUUUUAGAAGAGGUGAGUUUCUUAGAUAAUCAGUGGAACAUCUUUCUCAUUCAAGUAAUUUUGGUAAAGUAA
Limulus polyphemus (Atlantic horseshoe crab) is the source of this 615-nucleotide messenger RNA. Its product is annotated as inositol-3-phosphate synthase 1-A-like. The record is from RefSeq and is a predicted model, not a curated record. Gene Ontology annotation, molecular function: inositol-3-phosphate synthase activity. Gene Ontology annotation, biological process: phospholipid biosynthetic process; inositol biosynthetic process. Gene Ontology annotation, cellular component: cytoplasm. The transcript has a single exon. NCBI's taxonomy places the organism in Eukaryota, Metazoa, Arthropoda, Merostomata, Xiphosura, Limulidae. The coding region runs from base 1 to 615 and encodes 204 amino acids.